Messenger RNA from Hemibagrus wyckioides, 888 nucleotides. It is a transcript of the gene tmem128, whose product is annotated as transmembrane protein 128. The record is from RefSeq and is a predicted model, not a curated record. NCBI's taxonomy places the organism in Eukaryota, Metazoa, Chordata, Actinopteri, Siluriformes, Bagridae. The transcript has 4 exons. Bases 52 to 549 code for a protein of 165 amino acids.
CACAUUUCCCGGACGACAACCAAUGAAGACGGAACAGCCCAAAAAACAACAAUGGCCGGCGGAUUGUCCGAGACUGAAAUAGCUCAACUUCGCAAUCGGUUUAAAAGAGACGCGGAGUUACUUUUACAGCCAGCAUCGGGAGAGGAGGAGAAGAGUAAAGAGAAAGCAGACUCUAAACCACUCCCACGCUUCAAUCGGCACUCCGUCUUCUGGAUUUUGGCUUCCAUCGGUUUGACCUACUACCUUGAUUUUUUUACAGUCAUCCUGGAAAGCGGAGAUAUUAAAAGUUGGUGGUUUAACGUGGGCCUGGUGCUGCUGGGUGUGUGUCUGUGCCUUGCUUCGUUCUGCAUCGUGUAUCUGGAAUGGUUCAAAGGAAUUCAGCAUUAUGAUCAGGAAUACCCUGCCAUUCCACCAAUCACCACCGCUGCGUUCAUCGCUGCCUCCUUCAGUUUUAACAUUGCCCUGUGGCCCGUGUGGUCCUUCUUCACCCCCGUGAUUCUCUUCACACAGUUUAUGGGAGUCGUGAUGGUAAUCUCACUCCUUGGAUAAAGGCAAGAAGAACGAUCACAUUUCCAAUAUUGUGUUUUUGCAGACAGUUUCACUUCCGUUGCGACGUCUUUGUGUGUGUGUGUGUGUGUGUGUGCAUAUCAGAUGAUUCUGUCAUUGUGCGGUUUGAACCAGACAGGCUUUCCAUGUCCAGAGAGAUUGUGAUGCUGAUCCUACUCCAGCAAUGUUUUCUCUUUUAAUAUUACAUUAUACUGAAUUUUUUUAUGUUUCUGUUUGGAUGUAACUUAUUUUCUAUGUGCAUGUUCUCAUUAAUAUCUCAGUGUAACAGAAUGACGCAAAUGAAUUUACUGAAUUUUUCUAAUUAAAAAUCUAUUUCAAUCA